Molecule: messenger RNA, 1110 nt
Organism: Cryptomeria japonica (Japanese cedar)
Lineage: Eukaryota; Viridiplantae; Streptophyta; Pinopsida; Cupressales; Cupressaceae
Exons: 4
Coding region: 1-1110 (369 amino acids)
Source: RefSeq, a predicted model, not a curated record
AUGGGCAUAACUCAAGAAGUAGUGGAGAGAGCUAAAGAGAAAAACAAAGUAAAGGAGGAAGAUGUGGUGAAGCCACAAGAUAAAAUGGUUCCUACUCCUCCCAAGAAAUAUAAGGCCAAGCCAAGCAAGUCUACACCUACCUCUAAUGUGAAGCUGGUUCCUCCACCUAAGCCACAAUCAAAAUCAACUGGUGGAGUUGAAAAGAGGAAGAAAGAGAAAUUUGGAAGGAAGUAUGUUGUAGCUGAAGAAACUAACAGUGGGGAAAUUGUUGGUAACUGGAAUAGUAGAGAUAAGACCAACAACGUGAGCAAUAAUAGGAGAAACUAUGGUAACAAUGGAAACUAUGGCAACAAUGGUAAUGGGAACAAUCGAAAUGGGAAUAACAAUAAUGGUGGAGGUAAUAAUGGAAACAAUGGUAAUAAUGGAGGAAAUGGAAAUUAUCAAACUCACAACUAUGGUUGCAGACCACCUAUGACCAUUGAAAGGUACAAACAAUUGGAUUUUAGUGGGAUAAUUGGAAAUCCUAAUCAGAUUUCAAAUGAUUUAAGCAAGACUCACUAUGAGAUUCUAUCUCACAAACCUACCACCUUGCAGCAAGCAUUUAAGACAACCUCUACCAUUGAAAAUAACAUAAAAGCUGCUAGGAGAAUUUGUAAGAGAGAUGAUCCAAAACUAUAUAAUCCUAGAGCAACGAAAAAGGAUGAGCUUAGUCAAAUCAUGGACAUGUUGAAAGAUAUGAAGGGUAAGCAAAAUCACAAUGAGAAGUUGUCCCCAUAUAGAGGAGAACAAUGUAUGAUUGCUCAGGGUUUUUUAGAAGAGAAGGAACAUGAGAGUCAAUAUGAGACCACAAUGAAUGUACUUUCAUCAAAUCUAUUUUGGGGUAGGGAUGAGGAUUCAUUUGAGGAUGAGCAACCAUCAAAUAUACAAUGGAGAAGAGAGAGCCAACAACAUAGUGUACAACAAGUUUUUACUGAUGAUGAUGCAGACAUCUCGUCCCUGAGGAGAUUGUUCCAUAAUGGAGAGCUAGUGCAUUCCUUGAGAAACUUAAUAGAUGAAGAAAUGAAAGCCUAUACUAUAGCAGCAAUAGCUCAGGCAAAAAGCAAUUAUUAA